AUGUCAUCUUUGACCAAGCUGCUGCAAGAAAAGCGAAAAAAUGAGGCCACUUCGGGCUCAGGAGCAUCGUUAACGACGCAACUGCGCAAUGCACAACCGGUGGUGGCAAACAUGGGCGCUUCAGAGGGUAUUCCCGAGGAAAAAGGAUUCGAAUCGGAGCUGGAAGAUGACCGUAACACUCCGGAUUUCAGUUCCAGCUUCAUAGCCUCGAAUUCGGCGCACACCGCGACUUUUGGCGAAAGUUUCAAAGACCGGGACCGGCCAGCUCCCCUUAGCGUUGAGUCACGUGGGGGCGCUAUUGCUGCAGAUGGUGGUGUUCAUGCAACAGCAGCACCAACACCAGCAGGAGUACCACCAUCAUCACUCAGUGUGGGAUCAUUGAGCAAAGCUAAGCCCAUUCCGUCCCUUUCCUCAAACAUACCGUACUCCGUACCGAAUUCCAACGCCGGAAACGGCACGGGAUUUGGUGCAGGGCCCAACAGCGUAGGUGCAGCUACCAACAGCUCUGCGUCUUCAAUGUCGUCGUCGUAUCUUGAAAACAAUGGAUUCAUGCCGCACAACGUUUCUGCCAUCGAUAGCAACGUCAUAUCGUCGCCAAAAGUCGAUAACGUCGAGGCUCGAUUCAUUGUAUCCAAACAAAAAUUUCAAAAAGCAUCCCAGAAUAACGCUGCUAACCUGUAUUCGGGCUCCCAAACGGGGUCUGUGCCGAGAUCAAGCUCGAUUUCGUCGCAAUUGGGUAACCUUUUUUUGAAUAAAAAUCCCAAAGACCUCACUAUCACAGUUCCUACUCAAGCAUCCCAAAAUAGAGACAUCCCGGCCAAUUCGCAGCCGUCUUCAGCGUACGGGUCUUCCAUCCCUAAACCCAUGCGUGCAAGACGCAGCUCCUUAUAUGGAAACUCCAAGCAACCAUCGGGAUCAUACCAGGACUCGUUCAUCGGAUCGCCUUCUUCUUUGCAUGAACAGCAUCCUAACCAAUACAUACCGAGAUCACGUCAUUCCUCUUUUGCAGAUAUCAAGAGAUUCUUCCGGAAGGGUCAGGCCCAGCAGCUAAGUGGGUCUCCAAGUACCCCUCCUGUAUCAGCUGGUGGAAAUAUCAGCUCACACACUUCAAACACCUCAUCUUUCGAGCCUGGUUCCUACAGUAGUACUGGAGACACCAUAUACACCAAUCAAACGUCUCCAGCUCUUCCAUUUUCAAAAAGGUACGCCAAAACGGGUGAGAAUCUUGGUGCUGGAGCCGGCGGUGCUGUGAAACUAUACAAAAAAAUCCCGGACAACAAAACAGUUGCUGUCAAAGAGUUUAGAACCAAGUUUGAGCACGAACUCAAGAGAGACUAUGUCAAAAAAAUAACAUCUGAAUAUUGUAUUGGUACGACUUUACGCCAUCCAAACAUUAUCGAGACGAUUGAGAUAGUGUACGAAAACAGUCGCAUUCUACAGGUGAUGGAAUACUGCGAUUACGAUCUAUUCGCAAUUGUCAUGAGCAACAAAAUGUCCCACGAGGAAAUCUGUUGCUGUUUCAAGCAAAUCUUGACGGGUAUUCAGUAUUUGCAUUCUAUGGGGUUGGCUCACAGAGACUUGAAAUUAGACAACUGCGUAAUAAACAAAGAUGGGAUUGUAAAAUUGAUUGAUUUUGGCGCAGCUGCCGUGUUUUCUUAUCCGUUCUCCAAGACCUUGGUAGAAUCUUCGGGCAUUGUUGGAAGCGAUCCAUAUUUGGCGCCGGAGGUUUGCAUCUUCUCCAAGUAUGAUCCUAGGCCCGUUGAUAUCUGGUCUGCGGCUAUUAUUUUUGCGUGCAUGGUUCUCAAAAAGUUCCCUUGGAAGGUUCCUAAAUUGAAAGACAAUUCAUUCAAGUUGUUCUGUUCGGGAAGAGAUUGUGAUUCUUUGAGCGCCCUGGUGGUGCGAACUCCUGGACCCAACGACUUCGAGCCUCCCUCAUACGACAACGCCUUGAACGAGAACGCCAAUGUGGCCAGUCCUACAACAGCUCCUUCCAGCAACAACCCCUCUGACCCCAACAAUCCCAACGUGGGACCACAAAGAUUGUUGAACUCUCUCCCCGAAGAAUGCCAGCAUAUCAUCGGGCGUAUGGUCGAUUUGGCUCCCGCCUGUAGGGCCAGCAUUGAAGACAUCAUGGCCGACCCAUGGGUCGAAGCUAUCGAAAUGUGUGAAGUGAUGGACGACGGCUUCUCCACUAAAAUAAUAUGUGGCACCAACCACAAACAUACACAGGUCGACCAAAGCGAGGCCCACAUCGCCGGUCUUGAAAAGAAGAAGAAGAAACAGAAUCGUUAA
Messenger RNA from Lachancea lanzarotensis, 2292 nucleotides. RefSeq names its product LALA0S12e03620g1_1 (gene NPR1). Gene Ontology annotation, molecular function: protein serine/threonine kinase activity; ATP binding. Lineage: Eukaryota; Fungi; Ascomycota; Saccharomycetes; Saccharomycetales; Saccharomycetaceae. Gene Ontology annotation, biological process: protein phosphorylation; intracellular signal transduction. Bases 1 to 2292 code for a protein of 763 amino acids. The record is from RefSeq and is a predicted model, not a curated record. The transcript has a single exon.